Molecule: messenger RNA, 3262 nt
Organism: Aplysia californica (California sea hare)
Lineage: Eukaryota; Metazoa; Mollusca; Gastropoda; Aplysiida; Aplysiidae
Product: ATP-dependent Clp protease proteolytic subunit, mitochondrial
Exons: 6
Coding region: 99-809 (236 amino acids)
Biological process (GO): protein quality control for misfolded or incompletely synthesized proteins
Cellular component (GO): endopeptidase Clp complex
Molecular function (GO): ATPase binding; serine-type endopeptidase activity; ATP-dependent peptidase activity
Source: RefSeq, a predicted model, not a curated record
ACACUGACCUCUUCUCUACUGGUUGAAGUUUCGCUUUCAUAAUCCUACAUCUCAUACACAGAUUAUCUCCGGAGGCGCUGCAAGUUCAAGUGAUACAAAUGUUGUCAAGACGUAUCGUGCAGGCUGCUUUGAAAGCAUGCAGUAUCCAAAAGAAAAAUGCCAUGAUACACACAUCUGUCAUCCAAAAUCUGCCCAUGGUUCCUAUAGUUAUUGAGCAGACAGGACGAGGAGAGAGAGCUUACGAUAUAUAUUCCAGACUACUCAAGGAAAGGAUUAUCUGUGUUAUGGGACCUAUUCACGAUGAGAUGUCGAGCCUGGUGGUUGCCCAGCUGCUUUUCCUUCAGUCAGAGAGCAGCAAGAAACCAAUCCACAUGUACAUCAAUAGUCCUGGUGGCUCUGUGACAGCAGGUUUAGGCAUCUACGACACAAUGCAGUACGUGCAGCCUCCUAUCGCUACCUGGUGUGUUGGUCAAGCUUGCAGCAUGGCCUCUCUUCUGCUUUGCUCAGGUGCACCGGGAAUGCGCCACUCUCUGCCCAACUCACGUGUCAUGAUUCACCAACCUUCAGGCCAGGCUGCUGGUCAAGCCACUGAUAUACAGAUUCAGGCGGAGGAAAUUGUGAAGCUGAAGAGGCAAAUCAACAGACUCUACGUCAGGCACACCAAGCAGCCAAUAGAGUUGAUAGAGGGAAGUAUGGAGCGUGAUCGAUUCAUGUCCCCACAAGAAGCUCAGGAGUUUGGCCUUAUUGACACUGUGCUGGAACACCCUCCCACUGUUGAAGAUGAAAUCAAGCACUCACAGUUCACGUAGAGCGGUUUCUCCUCUUUGGAUAAUGAUAUAAUGAUCAAUUGUAUCUUUUUUUGUUGUCACAUUUAUAUGUACAGGAUGGUCUAAAAGUUUCCAUAUGUCAUGGAAUACUUUUCUUAUAUAAAGGGUGGUCUAAAAAUUUUCCAUGUAUUGUGAAACAUCUUUGUGAUGAAUAAUUCAUUCACUGGUUUUCACUGGUAGGGAAAAGGAUAAGAAACUGUUGUAUGGACUUGGGAUUUGGUUAUUGAGCUAUCACAAAAGAUGUGAUUUUUUCUGGUGUAUGUUGUUUAACGGUUGGGCCCUUUGUCUUGCAGGCAAAAAAUUUCAAGUUCACUUCCCAGCUGGGGAAAGUGUUUUUAUCAAGUUCUCUGUUUGUCUGCCAUGAUGAAAUAUUCCACACAGCUUGGUUUGGCCCCUUCCUGCAGGGUCAAAGCAGAAGGCUUCCGAAAUGGAUGUUAGUUAUGUGGUUGUGACGUAAAACAGUUUCAGCUUGUAUUUACUGACUCUUAUGGUAAUGAAGUGGGACAGUUCUCAGCAUUGUCGUUUCAUCAAAAAUGGAAACUCUUAAAACAUCCUGUACUAUUGGUCUAUAGGUGCAUUUUUAUAAUUAUGACAGGGUGUUUAUUAAGAUUGCAAGAUUUCAGUAUGGAAGUCGUUUGAUGAAAGAUCUGAAGAUUGUUAGCCUAAAUAUGUUUGAUGUUAUGUAAUGUUUUUCUUUAAUUUAGAGCAAACUUGAAGUCAUCGACUUGACUCUUUAUUUAGAUACCUCCCCCCAUGGUUUCCUGGUAAUGACACUGACUGCAACUGCAUGAAUUCUGAAAAAGUCUUUGAGUGUAGCAAGCUGGACCCUAUAUAGAUAAGGCAUUACUGUUUCCUGUACUGUUAUAUAGUUUCAAAUAUUUGUAAAAGUUUAGUUCUAGUACAGUACAAUGGGGAUAUGGGAAGACCUUUUUACCCUUGAUGAGUCUCUCAGCUGUGACUUGUAUGAUUUCUUCUAUUUGUGUUGCUGGCAGUGAUUCUAAGGAAAGUGGGUUCGUUUUAAUUCCCAAUUUAUAGUGUACUGAAGUGCUGUGCGGGCUACUACAGGUCAAAUCCGAUGUGGGGUGCUCUUAAAAUUUGGGUUGUUUGGGGAGUUUAAAGGGUUUUUGUGGGUUCUCGUCCACUUUAUUGAACUGUGCUCUGGCUGACUCGAAAGACAAGGCUUGUUUAUUAGGAAGGCCCUUUCUGUGUUUGAAACGGCCUUUUUCAUAAUUUAUCUAUACCAGGGGAAAAUGGAACUGUGAAGAUGGAGUUCUGUUUGAGAGUGAUAUUUUGGUGUGUGGACAUCAUUGUCAAUGUGUGUGAUAGCGAAUGUUAUUGUGUAUUUAUUAAAGUAGCAAAACAUUGUACAACUUUAAACACUUCAAGUGGCCUGUACUCCGACAGGGGGGGGGGAGAAAGGGCAAAGAUGAUAAUGACAAUGUGUAUAUAGGCUGCUCAAGGCAUGGACUAACUCGGCAUUUUUGUCUCCUUACACCUCUUAAAAAAGAGCUAUCUGUCUUUGUGUAGAAUAAUAAUAUUAAUUGUGAUGUGCUCUGUUCCUUUUGCAGGAAUUAUAUAAGUGCUGCAGUAGUCUGUGUGGAAGUAUUGUAAUACUGUUGAGUUGGCUAAAACGGAAAGAGGUGAAUCCAAAAACAGCGAUUAACCGAGUACGGUUAAUCGGAAAACGGUGGCAAAUUGAGAGCAAAUAGAAUUGCAGAAUUUUUUUUUCACUUUUUGAUCGCUAAACCAUAGAAAAUCUGUCAGUUUCAUUGACUUCAGUUUUACCCGACUCCACUGUAUAUGAAUGAUUUGACAAAUUAGUACAUGUUAGUCUCAUCAGGCGUUGAGCGUGCUGCUUAGAGGUUACUAUGGAAUUCUUUUCAUGAAAAGUGUCUGUACUGUACAUGUGAACAUAGAAAAAUAAGACAGAUUCUCAAGCUGUAGCACUAGGACAAGAGUUCCUAUUUAAUCUGCGAAAGAGGAUGGAGGAAAGAGGUAUUGUGAAGUGAAUUGUUUACUGAUGUACAAUGUUCUGCACUUUCUGCUACACUUACACUUGUGUCUGUAUUCUUGGACAAAGAUUUUGGGUGAACUGAUAAUUACCUCUCUAUGUAACAAUUUUUGUAACAUCUUGAAUGAUUCUCAAAAUAUAUAUAUUCAGAUAAUUAAUGCCCUCAUUGUGAUUACUUUGGGUCACUGUGAGGAAUCAUUUUUUUCCAGUUGUUGUGUGUUUGAUCUGAGCCUGUGAGUGAGGUUCAUGUAAUGUGAUUUUGAUUUUGCAUCAUGUUCUCCUGGAAAAGUUUCAUGGAUCAUACGAUUGUUGUCUCUAUCUUCAUAUAUGGAGAUGGAUGUUUGCGAUCAUCACAAAUGAUUAAUAUGACGGACAAUUCAUAUGACUUUCUGCAAAGCGUCUGAUUAAAAGAUGAAAUAAUUUU